This is a messenger RNA of Saccoglossus kowalevskii, 567 nucleotides long. RefSeq names its product atos homolog protein A-like. Lineage: Eukaryota; Metazoa; Hemichordata; Enteropneusta; Harrimaniidae. The record is from RefSeq and is a predicted model, not a curated record.
GGAUAGCCAUGCUGAGUCUGAUUAUCAUGUAAGCAGGAAGUUGAGGAGGAAACCUGCCAAAUGCAGAAUGGAGACUCCCUACAAAGGUCAGGUCAAAUAUUACAUGACUUAUCAAAUGGUGCUCAAUAUAAGGUGCUGAAUCAAGAUUUUGACUCUCAGCCACUAUGGCAACCACCACAAAAGUGUGGAUGUGAUUACAAGAGUUUAGAGGAUUCCAAUGACGAUAGCCAAUCGGAUUGUGACAAAUGCUGCAAAGACCAAAUAGAGAAUACACCAUGCUAUAAUUCAGAGUAUAGUCCAUGUCAAUAUGCGGAGGAAGAACUCAACACUCCUCAUAAGUAUGAAGACCGUGGUAUGAUUCGUAGUAAGACCUCACCAGCAUUAGCCAGUCUAUUACGUAAAUCAUUUGUAGAUGGUAACCCAUGUAACACUGUCUUUCAUCCUAAAACUGGACUUCCUAUCAAUUCCAGCCCGGCACCGCCUCGUAGAAUAAACAGAAACAGUUAUGACUUUGAUCAAUCAAUGACAAAUCUUAACAAUAUGGACUAUGAUCAGGGAUGAGUUUUA